Molecule: messenger RNA, 1567 nt
Organism: Physella acuta
Lineage: Eukaryota; Metazoa; Mollusca; Gastropoda; Physidae
Molecular function (GO): GTP binding
Source: RefSeq, a predicted model, not a curated record
CUGCAGGAUAAAUAAUAGCAGACCACAUACUGUAGGGCAUGAAGAAAAUUUGAAGAAAAGUAUGAAUAUACAAACUAAGAUCGACCUGCUCUUGAUUGGAAAAACCGGGAAUGGCAAAAGUGCAACUGGAAAUUCCAUUGUAGGAAAACGAAAGUUUGCGAGCGAGUCCAGUACAUCUUCUGUGACGAAAGAGUUCGAAGCCGAUAUCUCCGAACACAACGGUCGCCAGAUUAAAGUCGUGGAUGGUCUGGCAUUUUGUGACACAAGGCUGGAUAAUGAACGGUCAGUUGAGCAGUUGAAUGAUGCAGCAAAAUUGGCUCUGGCAGCCAAUCCUGACGGCUAUCAUGCUUUUCUUUUCGUCCUGAAAUACGGCAAUAGGUUCACACGUGAAGAACAGGAGUCGGUUGUGUUGUUAAAGAAAAUAUUCGGAGAUGAUUUCGUUCAAACCUUUUGUAUUUUAAUUUUGACAUGCGGAGAUGUUUUUCAUCAAGAUCAGGAGGAAACAGAUCCAGUAAGAUCGGACUUCUCAGACUGGUGCCAAAAGCAAGAUGGCGUCUUUAAGGAUUUGCUCGAGGAGUGUUGCAAUAGGGUGAUUUUGUUUGAUAAUAAAACCAAAGACGAGAAAAAGAAAAAAGAACAAAUUGAUAAUUUAAUUCAAAUGGUUGAUGAGUUGAGAUUUCGCGAUCGACGUUAUACGGAAGUUCACUAUGAAAAGGCUCAGAAAAUCAAAGAUAAUGUGGCAGCCAAACCAAAGGUGCUCACGACAAACGGCGAGGCCACGGUAAAAGAAGAACGUCCAGUUGUUGGCCAGCCUCAAGUCUUACAUGAGACAGUAGACUUAGCCACACUUGACAAGAUGAUGAGUCAAACUAAUACUGUACAGGUCAUACUGACCAAGCAGGAAGAAUGUUCUGGAGCUCUUCAAGAACUUACUCAAACCUUGGAUUCUCUACAAAAACAGGUUUCUGGUGAAGGCGCUAUCUCUCGCAGAUGUAUUGAAGAAAUACAACAAAGUCGACAACAGGAAGAAGAAAAGAAACAGGUAUUCGAUAAAGAGCUGAAAUAUCAAAGAGAGGAUUAUGAAAAUCAGAUUGAGGACUUAAAACGCGAUGAGUUACAGGGAAGGGAAAUAGAACGCAAUCACCAGAAGGGAUUUGAAGAUCUGGUGCAACAGAGGCGAGACACGGAGCGCUGACCUCAAAGGAUUCACAGAGUAAUGGAACAAGCAGGACAAGCACAGCAAGAAGGGGGAAUGUUUGACCUCAAACAUAUUCUUUCGGAGAGCCUGAAACUGGUACAAGAAGGAGAGGGAACGUUUGACGUCAAAAAUAAUCUUUUGGAAAAACUGAAACUGGUACAAGAAGGACUGAAGGUAGUGGAGAAUGAACAGAUAAACUUAAGUCAGCAGCCGUCUUAAGUUUAGGUGAGAAUCCCAGUGUUGCCUCAACCGUGUGUCACUAAUGAGCUUUGUAAGUCAAAGUAAAUUAGGCUGGUGGUGUUUAGGCGGCGGAGUUGUUCUUCUCUUAUUUUAAUUAAAAUAAAGUUACAGCACUGGCUGUUUGCAAAA